AAAUGAUUGUUAAUUCGACAACAACAACAAAUACACCCACACCUACAACAACAACCACACCUACAACUCCCUUAGCAGCACCACCUACGAUGCCUCCCCAAGCACCCAGCACGCCUACCGAGGCACCCAGUGUCCCCACAAUCAUAGCAAACAAAGUAAACGGCAGCAUUUAUCAACCCCUCUCCACGCCGCUCAGUGUAAGGACGGAGGACACUACAUUGGCUUCUGCGAAGACCACCCCCAUGAAUAAGUCCAUCAAACACGAUCUAUUUCCCGAAGUCACAUUUUGCAAUCUGUCCACCGAAGAUCUGACAGAUGGGCGAAACACCUCUUCCCGCCACCUCAAGAGCAGCAUCAUCAUCAUCAACGAUAGUGCGGCGACCACCACCACAUUGGCCAAUGGCAAUGGUAAUCAGUGUAAGAAACGAAAACGUCUGAUUUCCGACGAAUCGGGAGACUCCACCGAGUCCGGUCUGAGUGAGAAAAAGAAGCCAGAAAUGCCCGAUGGCGGAUAUGGCUGGGUAGUGGUGUUUGCCUCCUUGGUGGUCUCUCUGAUUGCCGAUGGUCUUUCCUUUUCGUUUGGCCUUAUCAAUACGGAAUUGCUGAGCUACUUUGGCGAGAGUCCUUCGAAGACCGCAUGGAUCAGUUCGCUGUUCUUCUCAGUGCCUUUGCUUAUGGGGCCCAUAUGGUCGAAUUUGGUGGACAAAUAUGGUUGCCGCAAAAUGACCAUUCUCGGCGGUCUGGUGUCGGCCAUAGGCUUUGGCCUCUCCUCCAUAUGCAACUCGGUGGAGAUGCUUAUGGUGACCUUUGGCAUCAUUUCGGGUCUGGGCUUGGGCAUAGGCUAUGUGACGGCCGUAGUUUCCAUCGCCUUUUGGUUCGAUAAGAAAAGGACAUUUGCCACUGGUAUCGGGGCCUCUGGCACUGGUAUUGGCACCUUUCUGUAUGCGCCUUUAACACAAUGGCUGAUAGAUAACUACGGCUGGAGAGGAGCUACCCUCAUCUUGGCUGGUACCAUGUUGAAUGCCUGUGUCUGCGGGGCCCUCAUGCGUGAUCCGGACUGGUUGAUUGAGGAGAAUCGUCUGGAGAGCCGUUCCCAAAGUGUAACCACUUUCUCCAAUUCAAGUGUUUGCCUGGAGGAAAUUAAGAAGCUCUUGGAUACAGGAGCUACCAAGGAGUAUGUAUUAGACACUUUGGUUACUAAGAACAAUACAGAGGCCAAUCAGCAGAUCGAAGAUCCCCUGGAGGGCACCAUGAAGAAAUAUCGCAGUGAAUUGUUUUUGCCCACAUUUUUGGGUUCACAAGAUCUGGAUUUAGAAUUGUACGAAGUGAAGAGCAUGAGUCGCCGUUCCUUGCGUCACAAGGAGGGUGUUGAGGCGCCUUCCCGCGAAAAUCUGCUUUCCAUGUCAUCAACAGGCAAUCCCUGUGUGAGUGCAACGGCUGCGGUCAUUGGUUCGCCGGAUGACACCAUGAUGGGUGGCAUACCCACCGAGGUGGCCGAGAAUGCUCGACGCCACUUCUUGGCCUCCAUAGAAACACUGUCGCCCUCGGAGAAGCGAUCUGAGCCCCGCACCCCCAUGAACACCUCCCUCGGUUCGUUGCGUUCGUCCACGGACGAGGGCUAUCUCACCCAAAAGUAUUCCCGCGAACACAACCACCAUGCCGUGGAGAAUUAUGCAAAUUCCCGUUAUUCCCUCAACGAGAAUAUCUUCUUUGCUGCUAAGAAUCAAACCGCCUCUUUCAAGGAUUUACGAGUUAAUGGUUAUCGCUAUAAUUCGGUGGACAUUCUCAAUCCAGAGGUCCACAGCUACUUUGCCAGCAUCAAGGAUGAGGGUGCGGCUCUGAUUGAAGCCAACCUGCGCAAACACAAUGAAAUGUCUGCAAGGACGCAUGGCGGCGGUCCCGCCGUCAUUACCAUCCCCGAAAAUGAGGCCCUGUUGGGUCAACAUCCCAAUAAGACGGUGGGUGUCAAAAGGCCGCGCACAGAUAGCAUAACGGGCAUGCGUCGUCUCUCGAAAUCGAAAAAGCCCAGCUAUCGUUCGAAUCUUAGGCGUAACAUAUCGAUACGCAACUCAAACUUUCUCAAGGACAUGCGUAUUCAUCGGAAUUCGAUACAUUAUCGUGGUGCUAUGUUGAAUACACAUCGGUAUCGUUUGAGAGCCUCAUCGUGUCCGAAUAUCUAUCGGAAUUCAAUGACGACAAUUGCCAAAGAAGAUGAAGAUACAUGGUAUGACAAUCUCAUCGAGACUAUGAAAUCGGUUUUUGAUUUCUCACUAUUUAAGGACGUUAAAUUUACAUUAUUUAAUUUAUCAACAUUAUUCCUAUUUAUUUGGUUUAUAAUACCCUACCUUUAUUUGCCAGAAUAUAUGAAGAAAUAUGACUACGAUGCAGUCGAAAGUGCCCGGCUGAUAUCGGCCAUUGGUGUUGCCCAAACCAUUGGGAUGAUUGGCCUAGGGUAUGUGGGUGACUGUUCCUGGAUGAAUGUCAAUAUUUGCUAUUCAGGAUGCAUGUUAAUAUGUGGCCUUUCAGUUGUGCUAAUGCCAUUGGUGAUAUCAAGCUAUAAUGGCCUGCUGACCUUAUGCAUAAUAUUUGGUUUCACAUUUGCCAGCUCAUUUUCAUUUACGCCAAGUAUUUUGGUUAGUAUAGUUGAUCUAGAUGACUUCACCUGUGCCUAUGGUCUGGUACUGUUGGUGCAGGGUAUUGGCAUGAUAGCUGGUCCACCAAUAGCUGGUGCUAUAUUUGAAACUACGUUGAGAUGGGACGAUACAUUUUAUUUUGCUGGCGUCUUUAUAGCAUUGUCGGGUAUUUGCUCAUACCUGAUAGAAUUCUGUGAAAAGAAACUUAAAGAAAGUGAUAGCGAUGUUUCCGAAUUAAAGAAAAUAAACCUCAUACAUUAAGUUUGUUAAUAGAAAAAAAAACAAAAACAAAAUAAAAUAAUACCCUGUACCACAGUGGUGGUGUAGGGUAUGAUAAAACAGCAAACAACAACAACAACAAAACAAGCAAACACACCACAUUAACUAUUAGAUUUUAUUAAUAAUAAAUUAAUUAUAGUAAAAAAAUGUCGAUUAUUAUUACAAAAGUAAAUGAAAAACAACAAACAAACUUUAGAUAUAAAACAUCAUACAAGAAAAACAAAAAAAAAACAAAAACCACAACACAAAUGCAUAUAACAAGCAAACAAACAACAACUCUAUGAUUAAUUAAUUAUUUAGUGAAAUACAAGAAGAAAAAAAAACAGUUGAGUAGUUCUUAGUUUACAUAGAUAUAUAUUUAAACCGCAGAAACAACAACAACCAUGUAACAAUAAACACACAUUCUCAUAAUCAUCAGAUGCACACAUAUACACACACACACACAAAUGCCAACUUCCCAAUCCACCUCCACACAACCCCCAAACCUUUUUUACCGCUAACGAUUUUUCUGAAAAUUACUAAAGACAUUUGCAAUUCCUUUCUCUGGCCUUAGAUUUUCACCAUUUAAUUAAAAUCCAAAUAAAUCCACAAAACACAACAACAAAAAAAAAACAAGCAUCACCUAUUAAAUACAAUUAAAUUCUUAAUUGUUUUAAUAAAACCUGAUCCGUUAUUGAAAACAAGAAA
Molecule: messenger RNA, 3599 nt
Organism: Stomoxys calcitrans (stable fly)
Lineage: Eukaryota; Metazoa; Arthropoda; Insecta; Diptera; Muscidae
Exons: 5
Coding region: 3-2894 (963 amino acids)
Biological process (GO): transmembrane transport; monocarboxylic acid transport
Molecular function (GO): monocarboxylic acid transmembrane transporter activity
Source: RefSeq, a predicted model, not a curated record